This is a messenger RNA of Paramecium primaurelia, 2737 nucleotides long. Lineage: Eukaryota; Ciliophora; Oligohymenophorea; Peniculida; Parameciidae. The record is from the annotation of a GenBank genome assembly.
AUGUUAUUCAACUUACCUCUUAAAUAGACAAGACAUGUAGAUAUUAUCAAGCCUGUAGAGUAAGCAAUCAUGAAUUGCUAUGGAGAAGUUACACUAUUUACUGAAGUAAUCUAAAUAACCAUUAAUUACAGAUUAGGGAUGUAGUAGAGAAAACAUAAAAAUUGAGAUAAAACUUAGAUUACGAGAAAAUCAACUUAAGUAUUGCCACAGAUCCUUAAACAUCAGAAAACCUAGAGAACAACCUUUUAGAAUAUCUUAAGAACUUUUCUUUGCUCUUCAAACAUUUAAGAUUUGAACAAGGAGAUUAAAGAUCUCCAUAAGUUAUGUUCUAUUGGAGUGACAGCUAUGAUCAUGUAUUUAUUUAUUGUACUAUAAUUUCUAGAAAAGAAGUUGCCAAUUAAAUUCUGGCAGAUUAGAAUUGCUAUCCUAAUAUUAUAAUUUGGCAAUAUCUUACUAUUAUCAAGCAAAUAGCAAGAUUAUUAAAGAUACAGAUCCUGAUCGUAAAGCUGCAUAUACUAAAUUGAGAAAUGGUUUAUGGGCAUUAGAUUAAUUAAAAUAACAUAUUCAUGGAUUAUCUAAAGAUUAAAUUUCCUAAUUAUAUGAUAUUUCAACUUUAAAUCUAGAAUUCUUAGAACAUGCUGUAUUGAUCAAUUUUUAAAUUAGUUCUGUGGACUUGCAUACAAAGCUCUAUAUUAAAAUAUGAUGUCACAAGUAAAGACUUUUGGAUUGAACAAUGUUUGUGGAACAAUUUUUGAGGCAGCCAAAGAAUUUACAAUAGCUCUUAAAGCUAUUGAAGGAAUGAAUUCUUAAUACUAAAAAUAAAUUGGAAAAGUACUUUAAAUUUUAAUUAAUCUUAGAAUUUUCUUGCUUAAAUCUUACCUAUGAUUUAAUUUAACUAAAUAUGGGCAACUGUCACUGGAUGUUUAUAAAUGGGUAACUUUCAUUAUGGAAGAAUAUCAGAUGAUUCUAGAGGUUAGAAUAUGGGCAAAGCUUUGGGUUUUCUUAUUAGAGCAUAAUAAUUGAUAUAACCAAUUGUUAAUGAUAAGAAUGCACAUAAAACAUACUCACCAGAUUAACUUGAUUAAUUAAAAUAAUUGAAUCAGCAAUUAACUUAAUUAACUACAGAAUAUAAUUAUAAGAAUUAACAAAUUUACAAAGAAUAAAUAGUUGCUUAAGAUUUAUUACCUUAUCCUCCUCUAAUGGAAUAAAUUAGACUUAAACCAAUAGAACCUGUAAGUUUUAAGGAACCUGCUUAAGGAGCAAACAAAUUUUCAGGUUUUGUAUCAGAAGAGGCAUUAUAAUUAUCUAGAGAGAUUAAAAUUUUUGUAGAAUAAACAAAAUACUCUCUUGAAGAAUCAGUAAGAUAAUUAUUUGAUUAAAAAAAUCAAGCUUAUGCAGAGACAUAUGUAACUUAUUUUAUUGAUAUGGCAUAAUAAAAAUAACUUAUUUAAGGAGGUAUUCCUUAAAGCAUUUAAGACAAAAUAAGUUAUAUAAGAAGUAGAGGAUGUUUGAGUGGAAUUGAAAAAAUAGUUGAAUAAGCAAAAUAAAAAUCUGUCACUUGUAAUUAAUUGUUAGGAUAAAUUGAAUAGGCAUUACUUAAUGAAUAACAAUAAGAUUAAGAUAAUAGAAAUAAAUAUGGUGCUUAAUGGAAAAGAAUACCUUCAAAUUAAUUAAAUUAAUAAUAUUUCAAUUCUUUGAAAGAUCUUAAGGCUAAAUACUUAUAAGCAUAAAAAAUUGAUUUUGAUGUGAUGAGUGGUUUUGAGAAUUCAAAAGAAGCUCUUAUACUUGCUACAUAAAAUGAUAAUAUUAUUAUUUAAAAACUACCAAAAGAUAAUAAUAAUUCAGAUUUUGUAAAUUAAAAUGCUUAAACAUUUGGUUAAUUGACAUCUACAGAUCAAUAAGUCAACUCUAUGGUCGAUUAAUUAAAGGCUAUUAUUUAAGAGUAUAAUUAAAUCAUGCAAGAAACAAAUUUCACUAAAAUUGCUGUUAAUGGAAUAAAUGAGGGAAUACCAAAAGAAUAAGUUUUCAGUAUGGCCAUUUAAAAUGUAUAAACUCUUAUUGAGAACUUUAACAAUAAUGUAAAAUAUUUAAUAAUAAAUCUUAAAGAUGAAUAAAGUCUCAGAAGUUAUCUCCCAAGUUUGUGGAUUAGCCAGAGAACUCUCAAAUCUUAAAAAACAAUCAGCUGAAUAAGUCCAAUAAUCUGGAUAAACUAAUAUAUUUGCUGGUGCUUAAAAUGUUAUUGAUAAUAUUGACCAUUCAGUAAUCUUCUAUGAGUAUAAUUAUUUUUUUAUCUAGGCAAUUGAAAAUGCAUUUAGAAGAACAAGAUAGAAAAGUCAAAGAUUUUUUAAUGGCCAGAAGUAUUGAAUCAUAAUAAUUAAUUUCAUAAUUGAAUUAAUAAUAAACAUACCAAUAAUCCUAACAAAAUCAAGUAUAAAAUCCUCCUCAACAACCUUAAUAACCAUAAUAAUAAUCAGGAUAUUAAUAUCCAGUUUAUCCAUAAUAUCCUUAAUAUCCAUAAUAGCCACCUAAUCCUUAAUAUCCAUAAUAGCCACCAAAUCCUUAAUAUCCAUAAUAAAUACCAAAUCCUAAUUAUCCAUAAUAACCUAAUCCUUAAGGUUAUCCAUAAUAAAUGCCCUAUCCACCUUAAUACUAUCCAUAAUAAUAGUAAUAACCAUAUGUCUAAUACCCAUAAUAAUAAUAGAAUUAUGGACAAUGGGGUUAAUAAUAGAAAAAAUGA